CGGGAACAGCCGCGAGUGAGCUGCGGGCGCUUCCCGGCGAGGAGGACUUUAAGGAUUGCUACAUUAACAACAAGCAACUGUAACUUCGCUAAUUUAAUGAAUGACGUCCGUGCGUUUAGUGAGAGAUGCUGCCCGAACGCGGCUCGCUGUCGGGCCGCAGCAAGCCCUGCCCUUGCACAGCGCGCAGAUAUCUGAACCAAAUGAGUUUGACAUCAUGCUUUUAAUGCCCGUUGAAAGACUUCAGCUGGAUGAAUGUGAUGACACUGGAGCUUAUUACUAUCUAACAUUGAAAAGAAAUCAAAAAGAAAAGCAUUUGUUGAAGUUUUUAGAUGAAGAUAAAAAAUUAUCAGCCUUUAAAAUGCUUCAAGCACUACGAGAAAUUAUUAAACGAGAAGUAAAAAACAUUAAAGAUGUGGAAGUGUCUGUGAAAAGGAAAAAGCCUGGAAGCCCUGCAAUAACUCUUCUGAUCAAAAAUCCUCCAGCAGAAAUAUCAGUGGACAUCAUCUUGACUUUGGAAGUUCAGCAGAGCUGGCCUCCCUGCACACAGGAUGGCCUCAGAAUUGAACAGUGGCUGGGAAGAAAAGUCAGGGGAAAGUUCAGAAAUGAAUCACUUUAUUUAGUAGCCAAACAAAAUAAAAACGAAAAGGUUCUAAAAGGAAACACCUGGCGACUCUCCUUCUCGCAUAUUGAGAAGGCCAUGAUGAACAACCAUGGCAGGUCAAAGACGUGUUGUGAAUCUGAUGGACCAAAGUGCUGUAGGAAAAGUUGUCUUAAGCUUCUGAAGUAUCUUUUAGAGCAACUUAAAAUGGAAUAUACAAAAGAACUGGAGAAGUUCUGUUCAUACCACGUCAAAACUGCUUUUUUCCACUCAUGUGUCAUGUGGCCAAAUGACACAGACUGGCAUGUGGGAGACCUGGAUCACUGCUUUCAGAAAUAUCUGGGAUAUUUUCUGCAUUGCCUGCAAAACUCUCAGCUGCCACACUUUUUUAUCCCCAAAUACAACUUGCUCAGUCUGGAAGAUAAAGCGAGCAGUGAUUUCCUUUUAAGACAAAUAAACAAUGAAUUGAACAACGGGUUCCCAAUAUUUCAGAAGAUGUAUUAAGUUUACAAUAACUCUUUACAAUAAUAGUGGUUUUAGAUUUGAAUAUUUAAAAACAGCACCUUAAACUACUCCUCAGUAGUUGAUACUACAAAAACCCAGAACAAAAUCAAGAACACCAAGAGAAAACAGCAUACUUCAUAUACUUCAUUCUGCUUAGCCCUAACUCUUGAAAGCAAUAGGAUGUUUUAAGUAAUAUUUAUCUUCCCUAUCCAAAUGUAGAUGUUACCUGCAAAAUAUCUUCAAGGUGUACUAGGAAUGUAUAGAAGAAUUUGCAGUAGUUAAUUUCCCACAGGUAGUUUUUAUGAUUCCAAAUAUAAAGGCAUCAAUGCUUGGGUAAAGUGAAAAAUUAAGAUUUUAUUUAAAUUGAGGAUCCAUUGUGGAAUAUCCUAAAUACACUCUUGCUUUCAAGAGAAAAAAAAAAAGUCACUGGAGUUGCUUUGACAUAAACCAGAACCUCUCCAGAUCAACUGGGUGGAUGGAGACUUUUUUGCCGAGGACAAUCACCAUCAACAGCAAGCAGAGAGAGAAUAUGGUAUCAAACCAGUAUGAAGUUCCUGAAGUAACCUAUCUUUUCUGAGUCUUCAGAAUUGCUUUGGAAAUUAAGUCUUUUCACUGGACUUUGGGCAGGAAGCAAGCAUUUUCUAAUGUGCUGCAACACAGUAAUGUUACUGUGUCAACAUGCAUUUGUGUGACUGUCCUGGGUUCCGCUACGAUAGGAUUCAUUUUCCCAAGAGUGCUGGGAGGGGGCACAGCCAAGGUAGGUGACCAGAACUAGCCUGUCAUGCUCAAGAUCUAACUAGAGGAGCUGGUCAGGAGUUGGGGAUUGCAGUUGGGGGAGGGGCUCAGUGCAUGGUACUG
This is a messenger RNA of Athene cunicularia (burrowing owl), 1960 nucleotides long. RefSeq names its product cyclic GMP-AMP synthase (gene CGAS). Gene Ontology annotation, cellular component: cytosol; nucleus; site of double-strand break. The record is from RefSeq and is a predicted model, not a curated record. The transcript has 5 exons. Gene Ontology annotation, biological process: cellular response to exogenous dsRNA; negative regulation of double-strand break repair via homologous recombination; DNA damage response. Lineage: Eukaryota; Metazoa; Chordata; Aves; Strigiformes; Strigidae. Gene Ontology annotation, molecular function: chromatin binding; 2',3'-cyclic GMP-AMP synthase activity; double-stranded DNA binding. The coding region runs from base 101 to 1102 and encodes 333 amino acids.